Molecule: messenger RNA, 549 nt
Organism: Acanthamoeba castellanii str. Neff
Lineage: Eukaryota; Discosea; Longamoebia; Acanthamoebidae
Exons: 3
Coding region: 1-549 (182 amino acids)
Source: RefSeq, a predicted model, not a curated record
AUGGGGCGAAUGCUACGCCGCCAGGUGUCGACGCCCGUCCUACCGACGCAGAUUCGUGCCGGUGCCCCGGUGCCCGCCGGAGUUAGCGACCGAUCGACCGUUCAGCAAGAGCCCUGGAAGCGCGAGAUUAACGAUCUGUGGGCGAAGCAGCUGGCCAUGAUGCGCGAAAUCAACACCCUCAAGAAUGAGCUCGGCAGACGCGAAGCCGCGCGCCAGAGGGAAAUCCUGGGCCUGCGCCAAGAGAUCGACGGUCUGCGAGGGGAAGUGUUUAGGAUACGCCAGAUGAAGGGCUUACAGCCCGCCAGCUCGGAGAACUUGCUGCCCACCAACGCUCCGAAAGCUCCAGAGGCAGACCCGACGACGUUGCCAGCUGCGGCCACCCCCGCAAAGGCUGCCGCGGUUCCCUCGGAAGAUGCGGCCACUACCCCACAACCGAAGGUGGCUCCUGGCGAUGCGCCCGCGCAAGCUUCCGUCCUGCUCCCGCCACCCGCUUCGCCCACGCGGCACAGCCCCAAAGCGGCUGCCACUGUAAGCAUUACGGCACCAUGA